ACGUCAUUGUUUCUAGUUUAGAGCAAUAUUACUCAGCGAACUGGUACACAACAAAUCAGAAAAAUGGGCGAGUUGGUCAGUGGUGUUUAAUAAGUAGUCAAUAUUGUACGCUAGUGUUAUUUUUUUAUCGUCUGUGGUAGGCUAAUAUUAACUCCGAUUAGUACUGUAUUAAAUCCGAAAACACCAUGACAACUGUAGAGAGCCUCGCUGACGAUUUGAGGGAGGAAUUUCUCACUUGCUCUCUGUGUUUCUCAAGAUUUCACAAACCGAAGUUGCUUCCUUGUCAACACACCUUUUGUUCCCCCUGCCUCAUGAAAUGGAUCAACACGAAAACUGCACAUUACAAGAUAGAAUGCCCAAUGUGUAGGGAAGAAACCAAUCUUCCCCACGGGGGUGUUCAUGCAUUGCCGGAGAGCUUUUUCGUAGUAGGAUUAAUGGACUUUUUGGACUCACGUCUGCAGGAUUCUACUGACGCUUUGCGUGCAGGGCUUUUCCAUCAGUUUGGUAGGAAAGGGAACACAGACGGUCAACUUUAUAAGCCCCAGGGAAUUGUCGCCUGCCAGUCGGGAAAUAUUCUUGUAUCUGACUGUAAAAACCGAAUCCAAGCAUUUUCCAGUGUUGGGAAAUUCCUCUACAAAUAUUCUUUCGAUCAACUGGAUAAGAAAUUCUCGCCAUGCUGUGUGGCCAUCACAAAGCAUUUGUCGUCUGAUCAAUCGGAACGGUUACUCGUUUCGGAUGUGAAUAACAAGCAGGUAAUGCUUUGCGAACUGAGCGGAAACGUUGUGCGACAUAUCGGGCGGGAUGAUCUUCAGAUGCCCGGUGGCAUCGCUGUGACUAGCGAUGGUAUAAUUCACGUUGUGGACGUCUACGCCAAUUUGAUCCGUUCGUACACUGUGCACGGAGUCGCCGUCAGAACCUUCGGCGGGUCCGGUGCCCGUGAGGGCUCGUUCCAGACUCCGAAAUACAUCGCCGUUGCGAAGAACGAUCGUCUGGUUGUGUCCGACAGUCUUAACCAUCGUAUACAGAUAUUUGAUUCGACAGGACAUUUCCGCCGCGCAAUCGGAACUCGCAGUAAAGACAACGGCGGGUUUAAGUCACCGACAGGAGUCGCUGUUGAUAGUAACAAUAAUAUCUUGAUAGCAGAUGGCGAGAAUCAUAGUUUGCAACUUUUUGAUCCGUUUGGACGGUUAUUAAAACGGAUAGAUGACGACAUUGAUGACUUAGCGCAUCCUGAGAGCGUAACUAUUGGCAUUGAUGGAAGUGUUUUGGUUGCUGAUGCGGGAAACCACAGUGUAAAGGUUUUUCGUUACUGAACCCGGAUUUUUAGGGGAAAUGUUCUGUUACCGACGCGAGGAAGUGGUGACACUGCAAAUAGGCCUAUCUGACUGAAAGGCGACGCACUGGUUAUCUUAACGACUAAUUGUAGGCCUAUAAAAUGUUUUUUUGUUUAUACAAUAGAUUAGAAGGAUAAAUAACAACUUAAUAAAUCGAUUACAAGAUUACAAUAAUGAGUAACAAAUAUUUGUUUCUCGUCCAUGGCACCAGAUAGCAUUAAACCAGGGAGUUGUUUUGUUAUUUAGAAAUAACAACUCCCUGCUCAAACAAAAUCGAUAUUCGUCAGAGGGGAUAACCCCAAAAUCUGCUAUAUUCACAGGUGUUGAUAAAAGAAAUUAAUUUAUUUUAUUACUCAUGUGAAUUCUGAUUGUACUCUCUAUUUCCUCGUGACACCAGAGGGCUUUGUUGAGAAUAAUUAUAAACACAUAACUUAAACGUAUUCAACAAUUGUUCAGGCCUAUUCUAUUAAAAAUUAUUUGUAAAACUAUGGGCCAGCUAUGACUGUUUUAUGCCCAACCAGAGGGUCUAGUACUGCUUAUGAGAGGCCAGGCUUUCAACUACAAAUAACACUAACGUUUUAUAUUUGUUAACAAAAUCAUAUUAUCAUUAUAGGUUUUCAAAGAAAAAAAACCUGUAUAUUAACCGUCGCUAAGGUCAAUAUUAAUCUCUAUCCACACUAUCAAAUUACCUUUGAUUAAAAACGGUUGAUGUACUUAUAU
Anneissia japonica is the source of this 2054-nucleotide messenger RNA. Its product is annotated as tripartite motif-containing protein 2-like. Lineage: Eukaryota; Metazoa; Echinodermata; Crinoidea; Comatulida; Comatulidae. The coding region runs from base 186 to 1313 and encodes 375 amino acids. The record is from RefSeq and is a predicted model, not a curated record. Gene Ontology annotation, molecular function: metal ion binding; translation repressor activity; ubiquitin protein ligase activity. The transcript is spliced from 2 exons. Gene Ontology annotation, biological process: proteasome-mediated ubiquitin-dependent protein catabolic process; protein polyubiquitination; negative regulation of translation.